This is a messenger RNA of Lactuca virosa, 1824 nucleotides long. Lineage: Eukaryota; Viridiplantae; Streptophyta; Magnoliopsida; Asterales; Asteraceae. The record is from the annotation of a GenBank genome assembly.
AUGAGCAAGGAUUGUACAACUACUACUAUGACUCCCACCUCAACAUCUGAUCUGAUUUGCUGUCAGUGCAAUCAGAGGAGCCAUAAGAGGUCCCAGUGUCCUAGCUUAGCAGCAGUAGGGAAGGUGGCAGCACCUGCCCCUGCUACAUUGAGGAUUACAGACGAUCGUCAGGGUCGGGCUGAGGCGCCAGUGGCAAAGAGUAGAGCGUUCCAGAUGACAGCAGAGGACGCGCGAGCGACUCCUGACGUGGUGACAGGUAUGAAUCUUCCUCUUAUAUCUGUUUUAGUAUUGAUUGUUUCUUAUGAUUAUGUGUUUGUCAAGCGGUUUAGCAGAGAUCCAGGGGAGCUGGAUUGCCUGCUUGAGGUUGAGAUAGCUGAUGACAGCACCGUCAGGGUCGCGAGAGUACAUAGGGGGUGUUCGCUGCGAUUAUUUGAUGAGCAGUUCUCAGUGGACUUGGUUCCUAUUCCUUUGCGAGGGAAUAAGGUUAUAGUGGGUAUGGAUUGGCUGAGCCCCAACGGGUCAGUGAUUGAUUGCGAGUUGCAGUUAGUGAAGGUCCGCACUCCUAGUGGAGGAAAGAUAGUGAUUCAAGGCGAGAGGCCACAACGCGGACCCAUUCCUUGUUCAGCAGCGAGAGCGAGGCGCUACUUUCAGCAGGGAUGCACGGGGUACGUCGCCUAUGUUAUUGAUGCCCGGGAGAAGGGUAAGGCGACCGUUGACGAUGUACCGAUUGUUGAGUUCUGGAUUGACCUGGUUCCUGGUGCGGCUCCGAUAGCCAAGGCACCGUAUCGGCUGGCUCCUCCCGAGAUGCAGGAGUUGUCUACGCAGCUGCAGGAGCUGCUAGACAAGGGAUUUAUCAGGCCGAGCAGUUCAUCAUGGGGAGCCCCGAUCCUGUUCGUGAGGAAGAAGGACGGGUCGCACCGUAUGUGUAUAGAUUACAGGGAGUUGAACAAGGUAACAGUGAAGAACCGUUACCCACUUCCGAGGAUAGAUGAUCUGUUUGACGAGCUUCAGGGAGCAUCUUGGUUUUCCAAGAUUGAUUUGCGCUCCGGAUAUCACCAGAUGCGGGUCAGGGAUGAGGAUGUGCAAAAGACCGCUUUUAGGACCCGCUAUGGUCAUUAUGAGUUCGUGGUGAUGCCGUUUGGGCUCACCAACACUCCAGCCUCCAAGACUCAGGAGCAGCAUGAGGAGCACUUGAGGGAGGUGCUUGAGACCUUGAGGAGGGAGAGACUUUUCGCAAAGUUCUCCAAGUGCGAGUUCUGGUUGCGCGAGGUGCAGUUUCUGGGGCACCUUGUCAACCAGAAGGGUAUAUUGGUAGAUCCGGCCAAGAUUGAGGCCGUGAUGCAGUGGGAGGUCCCGAGGUCUCCAUCCGAGAUUCGGAGCUUCCUGGGUUUGGCAGGGUAUUACAGGAGAUUUAUCCAGGAUUUCUCAAAGAUAGCAGUUCCGCUCACCCGACUGACCAAGAAGUCGGUGGUGUUUCGCUGGGGUCCUGAACAGCAGACGACCUUUGAGACGCUCAAGCAGCGAUUGUUCGAGGUGCCGAUUCUUACCUUGCCAGAGGGAAUGGAUGACUUUGUAGUCUACUGUGACGCUUCGAUCACAGGUAUGGGUGCAGUGCUGAUGCAGCGGGGGCAUGUGAUAUCUUAUGCCUCAAGACAGUUGAAGCCUCACGAGGCUAACUAUCCGACGCAUGAUUUAGAGCUGGGGGCAGUAGUGUUCGCCCUCAAGAUUUGGAGGCAUUACCUCUAUGGGGUUCGGUGUACUAUUUUCACGGACCACAAGAGUCUGAAUUACCUCAUGGAUCAGUCGAGCUUGAACAUGAGGUAG